CGGAGUCCGGAUUCCGGGUUCGGGGUUAGUCAUGCGCGAGCUUUUAGGAAGUAUGUUUCGUGUCCUCUGUACCUUUAAUAUCGCGUAUUAUAAACAACUUUAAUUUUCUAAAAAGAAGCGAUGAAUUUAUAUAAUUUUCCUUAAAUAAAAUGUUAGAAAGUGAACAUGAUGGAGUCAUAUUGUUUGUGCUUAAUUGCAAUGCUAAUUACCUCGGCUAUGGGACAGUAUCGGUCCCCCCGCAUAACAGAACAUCCAUCCGAUAUAAUCGUUGCCAAAAACGAACCGGUAACCUUAAAUUGUAAAGCAGAAGGACGCCCAGAGCCCUCCGUGGAAUGGUUUAAGGAUGGCGAACCUGUAAGGACCUCUCCCGUUGAUAAUAAGUCCCAUCGCGUACUGCUACCUUCAGGAUCAUUAUUUUUCCUUCGCACUGUAAGCAGUAAAAAAGAACAAGAUGGGGGGGUCUACUGGUGCGUGGCACGAAAUAUCGCCGGAAUUGCCGUUAGCAGAAACGCUACACUUCAAGUUGCAGUUUUACGAGACGAAUUUCGGGUUAUGCCGACGGAUACACUUGUAGCUGCGGGAGAAACGGCUUUACUACAGUGCGGCCCUCCGAAGGGCAAUCCAGAACCGAGUGUGAUAUGGAAAAGGGACGGGAAAACGAUCGACGUCGAUAGCAAACGCGUCCGUGUUGUAGACGGCGGCAACCUUCUUAUAAAUGAUGUUCGUCAAUACGACGAGGGUCGGUAUCAGUGCGUCGCUCAUAAUUUGGUGGGCCACAAAGAGACACCCGUCGUUCUUCUUACAGUUCACGUUAAGCCUACCUUUAACAAGGAACCUCACGAUGUAGUUGCGCUAGUGGGGCAGAAAAUAACAUUCUCCUGUUCCGUUGAUGGCGAGCCCAAGCCGAAAGUUCUGUGGAGAAAGGACCAUGGAAAAAUUCCCAUUGGUCGCGCCCAGAUUUUGGAAGAUAAAUCCUUGCAGAUACAAAACGUGCAAAGCUCUGAUGAAGGUCUCUACGUUUGCGAUGCAGAAAAUCUCGUCGGGACAAUUUCGACCAAAGCGUCACUACUAGUAAACUCACCUCCUACCUUUAUCGAGCAACCACAAGAUCAAAAGGUAAGUCUAAACGGAUUUGUCGAAUUUCACUGUAAAGCUACGGGAAACCCUCCACCAUCAACGUUUUGGAGCAGAGAAGGGUCCCAAGUGUUGAUGUUUCCCGAAAAUUCCUACGGACGGAUGCAGGUCAAUCAGGUCGGAACAUUAAAAAUACGCGAAGUGCAGCGCGAGGAUUCAGGGUUUAUAGCUUGCUCCGCACUUAGCGUGGCUGGUUCUAAGAGUUCACGCGCCUUUCUGCGCGUAAUAUCCGUCGCGGAUUUACCUCCCCCGAUUAUUCAGAUCGGCCCAAGCAAUCAAACUUUGCCACUGCACAGUAUGGUCACUCUAUACUGUAAGGCUUCGUGUACAGAUGGAACUCAGCCGAAAACGCGCUGGUUGAAGAAUGGGAGGUUUCUCGAUAACUCCUCGUUGCCGAAACGGUACACAAUGCACGUUACUGGCACUUUGGAUAUAGAUGAUUUACAGUCGGACGACUCAGCGAUGUAUACAUGUUCGGCAACAGCUGAGAGCGGCGAAAGCACUUGGUCUGCGUCCUUAAACGUUGUUCCUGGCUCUUCAAGCAGCUUACAUCGCAGCCCGGAUCCCUCCACAUUUCCGCUUGCUCCAAAUCAACCACGAGUGUUGAAUACAACCGAGUCCACUGUAAGUCUCGCUUGGGAUAUUCGAGAUGAAGAUCUUCAUCUGAUAGGAUACACGAUUGAGUAUUGGAGUCCAGAUUUGCAAAGUGGAUGGGUUACAGCCGCUCACAGAGUGCCGGACCCCUACACGGUGGUGCGUAAUUUAAAACCUGAUAGUUCGUAUGUGUUUUUGGUGCGCGCGGAAAACUCUCACGGUCUCUCAUCCGCCAGUGAAGUUUCGAAAGAAGCCCGAACGUUAGUUAACUCGCUUACUCAUUCGGAAAUUGAUAACGCUCGUAACGCGUUGAGUACGAAUACGGUCGAACUGUGGGAUGCAAAGGCGCUGUCGAGUAAUUCGGUUAAAUUGGUGUGGAAUUUGAGUGCGACUAAUUAUGUGGAAGGUGUAUACGUGCGUUUCCGGGAGGUAGUCGGAGGAUUGACUAACUAUGACAUUGUGAAAGUGCUAGAUCUGCAAAGUCGCAGUUACCAAGUGUCUAAUUUAAAAAAGUUCACAAAGUAUGAAUUUUUUGUCACUCCUUUUUUUAAAUUGGUGGAAGGGCAACCAUCCAACACGCGCAUAUCGCAGACCUUUGAAGAUGUACCAUCAGCCCCACCGGAUAAUAUCGUCUUUGAAAUUUAUAACGAUUCGGCAGCAUGGGUAAGGUGGUCGUCUCCACCUUCGCAACAUCAUAAUGGUAUAAUAAUCGGUUAUAAGUUGCAAGUGAAAGGAGGUUUACUACGAACUGUGACUAUUAAUUCAAACACAACUUCAUUGCUGAUAAGCAAUUUAACAAAGAGUCACAUGUAUAGUGUAAAAGUUGCUGGACUAACUCAAGCAGGUCUGGGACCAUUUUCCAAUUCCGUUCCAUUAUCUCUAAUCCAAAGUCACAACAGCCGGCCUCUGGAUGGUUUAGUUCCUUUCAUAGAGCAGACUUGGUUUGUGGUACUACUGUCUGUUCUGCUUCUCUCACUUCUGGCAGGAAUAGCUGGUUUCAUUUAUAUUAAGCGUAAGCGUACUCUAGCGAAACAAUUGGGCCACCUCAAUGUUCCUAUAAGCAACGGCAAUCAAAUGAAUACAAAGGAGAGUCUAUGGAUAGACAGAGGGUGGAGAGCUGGAGACUCAGACAAGGAUUCCUCAUUACCACUCUCGCCUCCAAUUGCGGAUUACGCGGAGGUCGAUACCAAAAACUUAUCAACCUUUUACAAUAGAAGCUCACCAGAUACUCCCACACCUUAUGCGACCACAAUGCUUUUACCACCCCCACCGUCUUGGACGGAGUUAAUACCACCACCUCCAAGUCACCCACCCCCGGAGUGCCCUCGUGAAAACCCACCCAUUCCUCCUCCUCGCACUGGCAGUAACUACGGCAGCACUGGGGCCUAUACCUGCUACGCAAUGCAUCUUCCUAACCGAAUUCCUCCCCACUCAAAACCAAACUCGUACAAUAAUCUUGACAAUCAAUGGUCACUUGCGAGCGGAAGUUCGGGGCGACGGUCGAACAAUCACAAAGGACGCUGCCAUAUUCCACAUAACUGUGAUAAAAUAUGGGGACAGUAUUAUCGUUGGGAUGAGGGAGACGCAGACGUCGAUACCGACGUGCAUUCCUGUUCCAGUAGUCACGACACUACUUGCUCGUGUAGCGGCUCCUCAUGUCUGUACGUCGAGGCGGGACCUUCUACUACAGGUAAAUUAAUGGGACAGUGUCAAAUUAAGCAAUUUACUUAGAUUGGAUGUGAAUUCAAAAUGUGUCAUACUAGUCCAUGUGUUUUGAAAGUUCGAGGUCUUCCUGUGUAGG
Molecule: messenger RNA, 3529 nt
Organism: Photinus pyralis (common eastern firefly)
Lineage: Eukaryota; Metazoa; Arthropoda; Insecta; Coleoptera; Lampyridae
Product: roundabout homolog 2-like
Exons: 6
Coding region: 166-3459 (1097 amino acids)
Biological process (GO): axon guidance; cell-cell adhesion
Cellular component (GO): axon; plasma membrane
Molecular function (GO): protein binding
Source: RefSeq, a predicted model, not a curated record